AUGAGCAUCACCAGCAGCAAUAUCGUCGUCGAGUGGUUACGCUCGCUCUACCUCGGCGAGUACGCCGAGUCGUUCCUCGACAACGGCUACGACGACCUCGAGAUCUGCAAGCAGAUCAGCGAGCCGGACCUCGACGCCAUAGGCGUGUUCAAGCAGAGCCACCGGCUUCGGCUUCUCCAGUCGGUCAAGCGGCUGCGUGAGGAGGGCGCAGCCAGUGUCUACUUUACCCUCGAGGAGAGCAGCGCUUGCCUGGCCGCGGCCUCAGCUGCCACCGACGACGAGGACGACGAUGAUGUUGGCAACGGCUGUGACGCCAACGAGGACAAUGACAACAAGGAGCGUGGCGGUGGUGUCGUGGGCGACGUCGACAACGAGGACAUACAAAGGCACCAUCCUGUCGUUGUCUCGAGCACCACAGCGAAAACGCCGGCGAGUGUGCAGGCUAGCGAGAACGAGCAGCAGCAACAGCUACAUCAGCAACUACACCAUCAUCAACUGAGCAGUCCGCUGGGACUUGGCACUGGUUCCCAGCGCUGUAGCUGCUGCUGCAAGGAGUUUCCUGGUGAUUCAUCUGGUUGCGGCCGUUGCGCCGGCCUGUCCUCCUCCUCCUCCUCCGCCUCGGCGACCAAGUUUUUGGACGAGUACGAGGAGGGCAAGGCUGAGCUAGUACGCAUACCCAAGAUGCAGCUCAGGCAUCUGCUCCAGGAGAAGUUGCGCCUCGAUGGCAUUCGACUCGCCUGUCAGCCCUACACGACUCCGGAUGGUGAGCGAGGAUAUUUGGAAGGGUUAGCUUCACGUUACGCUGAUCUUUUGAAAACGCAUUAUCGAGACGUCCUUGAGCCUCUGGAGGAGUUACGACGCCGAGAAGCUAGUUCAGCCCUGAAGUCGUCCAAUUUACAACUCUCAACCACUCAUUCCCAGCCCAUUUAUGUUCCUGGUAAAUAUUCGCCGUCAAGCUGCUUAAGUGACAAAGAAGAAGAUGAAAUAUAUGAUUUUGGGUAUGGUGUAUUUGGACGUCAAAUGUUACAACAAAGACAACAAAAACUGGCCCUAACACAAAACUUUGCUUUGUCCAAUUCCAUCAAACAACAAAAUAUUUAUCAAAGCUGUCUAAGUCCAAGGUCCGCAUUUUUUUACGAAUUUCCGCCUAAUGAGCAAGGUCACAACACAAGUAAAAAGAAAACGACGUUUUCGAGAAUCUUGAGAGGUUUAAAAGCACACAGGAAAGACAAACAUGGACCAACGCAUGAUUCACCAGUUCACAGCCAAUCUAAAGCAGUAGUACCACAAAGAGUUGAUACACCAGAUAGUGUUUUGCAAAGUGGCUUAGGUUUACCCAUAGAAACUGGACAAACUGUUCUUCGUUCUAUGGUUGACCCCAGAGAUUACGAUCGAUUAAAGUAUUUACAAACAAAUGGAAGCCAAACAAAUAGUUUUGAAGAGACUAUACAUAGGUUGAAAGUGCAAGAAGCAUUAAGAAAAAAAGAACGAUUCAAUAAGGAACAUGAAGAGAUCUUAAGAGAUAUCAGACAAGGAUUAAUGCAAUUUCGACCUGAUGCACAAAGUAAACUUCCAGAAGAUGAUACGUACAUGUAUGAUGAAGAAGCUAGGUGCAUAGAUUUACAAACUUUAGGGCUGAUGGGAAGAAAAGUUCAGCAUUGGUACGAUGAGCCUCCUUAUGAAUCCGACCCUGAAGAUUUUCUGAUGGGUUACAAUAGCAAUUUAGGUAACGCUAAUUCAGUAGGCGAAAAUUCUAGUAGAAUGUGUCACACGUUGAGUGUCAAUUCCGAACAUCGCAGUGAAGGCGUUAUUUCAUUGCGAACUGCUGGUGAUAUAAGCUUGCCUAAAGACCGCUCUCGAAGGGGAUACUCCACGAUAAAGGGACUCAUUGUGCCACAAGGUCAUAACAAUCCACCAACUAUAAUACCACUCACUCAUUCUAGAGCUUCUCGCGAAAGUGGAGAAUAUGCAAGCAGCGAAGUUCAGAGUCGUAGCAGUGGCGAAGAAGAUAAUGUCGAGUCACCACGAAGCCAAAGCACAGAUUACGAGGAACCGGAUACAAUGGAUGUAAAUCGAGGAAAAUGGCACAUAAUUAAACAAACAAGAAAUUCGUCAAUGAUGCAAACAAAUAAUUGUGGAAGUAAAAGUAAAGGUGUCGGUAAUAACGGAGGACGAAGCGUGAGUGGUGGUGAAGUCGGAAACGGAGGCAUAAUCAACGUCAGCAGUAUUGCAGGCCGAGCGAGAACACUGCGACAGGACGUGCAGCGUAAAAUAUCACGGCUACGUCAACAGCGGGGAGGUUCCAUUAGCGAAGCGGCUUUUCCGUGCAGUGCCAGCAGCGUUGAAAGUCUGCCCAGUGGAAGCGGCUCGAGCAGCACGCAGGCUCUCGUGCGCGUCGGUAGCAACCACAGCUCGAUAUCAUGCGAGGAACGCGAGCCCAACAGUCCCCAGAGAGUCGAGCUUCACCCCACGACUAUGGUGGGUGUGACUUCCAGUAGUUUUGGAUCGGUUCCCAUUCUCUGUCGCGCCAGAGCUCUAACUGACUGUUUGCCCAGCCCUUACGACAAAGAUGCUCUCCCUUUCAAAAAAGGCGACAUAAUCGAUGUACUUCAGAUGAACGCAAGUGGUCUUUGGAAAGGCGUGGCUCAUAACCGUUUGGGCUAUUUCAAAUUUAUAAACGUGGAAAUUAUAAAUGAACGUUUUUCUCGACGUGGGAAGUGGGGGCAAAAAUACAGACAGAAGCCAGGUUCAGUUCCCGAGCUGUUGCAAAGGAUGAAUCUUCAGGAUUACAUAUCCGUCUUUUUGCUCAAUGGCUACGAAGAUUUAGAACUUUUUCGAGAGUUGGAGCCUGCUGACCUUGAUUAUCUUCGUAUACAACACCCAGAACAUCGAGCUAAGAUACUCACAGCUGUGCAGCUGCUCCAUGAUAUGCAAUCGGGAAGUGAAGGUGAAGAUGUAGAGGGUUCCAGUUCAGGCCCAGAUGAGGUAGCUAGUCUUGGCAUUGGUGUGUCGCGAUUAGGUAUUGGCAGGUUGAAAUGUGAACGCUCUGAGAAUGAUCUGAGCAUCAAAUCGACAGAUAAUCAAACGGCUGAGUUCCAAGCCAACGUCCCACUUCGUCUCCUAACGCCUAGCAAUACAACUCGUAUUAGUGCUCCUAUAGAUCAGUAGUUUUCUAUUUGAUCUCUUUUGUAACUGAUCAUUUCACCGUCCUAGAAACUAGCUGCUCUUGUGAUACACGUGAUAAUCGCAAUAGUACAAAGCGUUUCCAUCAAAGUAAUAAUAGCUACACAAGACAUUAUCAGAGUAAAGCAAAUAUGUUGUGUACAACACUGUAUUGUAUUCAUUAUGUGAAGCAAAAAUUUUGUUACUUGAUUUGAUUUUGAAGAUUCGUUAAAGUUUUAUAUAUUUGUGUUUUACUUGCUGGUGAAAAUUGUAAAUUUUUUAUUGAACAAAUAAUAAAUAUUUGAAGGUGAUGUUUUAAGGUAGCUCACUGUGAAGCUGCUUGAAAACGUUUUGUAUUAUUACAAAUACAAUUAAAAAAGUAACGAGACAAUCUCUGCUUCUCGGUGCGCAUAAUCCCGAGUAUGCUGAUUUAGUAAAUUACUAGAUUAAUGAAAAAAAAAAAAAAAAAAAAAAAAAAAGGAAAGAAAAAAAA
This is a messenger RNA of Copidosoma floridanum, 3655 nucleotides long. RefSeq lists its product as uncharacterized. The record is from RefSeq and is a predicted model, not a curated record. Lineage: Eukaryota; Metazoa; Arthropoda; Insecta; Hymenoptera; Encyrtidae. Gene Ontology annotation, molecular function: protein binding.